GUCCCAAAAUCAGAGUGCACUACGCGGCUCAUUGAAGUAGCAUGGGCAUCGUACACAAUGACCGAUAGAUAAUACGCCGCCAAUUGAGUUUUCCAUCUCCUCCAGUGUCUCUGGUAAAAAGCAAACUGUAUAGUGGGCGGUCUCACGUGCCGGCUUUCUUUUGAUUCGCUCGGCUUUCUCUUCCUCACUGAACCUAUUGAAAGCAUCAGGAAAGUCGGCCAAUACUGAAACCGUGGACAGUGCCAUAUCAACGCUUUAGCAACCAGUAACAUAAUGACAACUUUAUCACAGACAAAGGAAAUCUUCCGGAGAGCAGACGCUGUGUGCUUCGACGUGGACAGCACUGUUAUCAGAGAAGAAGGCAUUGAUGAGCUAGCCAAAUUCUGCGGGGUUGGAGAUGCUGUCACAGAAAUGACUCGCAAGGCCAUGGGGGGGUCAGUGACUUUUAAAACUGCUCUGACGGAGCGCCUGUCCAUCAUCCGAUGCUCGAGGGAACAAGUGAACAAACUGAUAACUGACCACCCUCCUCAGUUGACGGCAGGUAUUAAGGAGCUUGUUGAUACUUUGCACCAGCGCAACGUGAAGGUGUUCCUGGUGUCUGGCGGUUUCCACUGUAUCGUGGAGCAUGUCUCCACUCAACUCAACAUUCCCCUCCAUCACGUGUAUGCCAACCGCCUCAAGUUCUACUUCAAUGGUGAGUUUGCUGGCUUUGACGAGACCCAGCCCACAUCUGAGAGUAAUGGGAAGGGGAAGGUGAUCAGCAUGCUCAAGAAGAAGCACGGCUUCAAGAAUGUGGUGAUGAUCGGUGAUGGAGCCACAGACCUGGAGGCCUGUCCCCCUGCAAAUGCAUUCAUUGGAUUUGGUGGAAACGUGGUUAGGCAGCAAGUAAAGGAGAGAAGCUUGUGGUACGUCACAAGUUUUAGAGAGCUGCUACAAGAACUGGAGAAGAUUUAACAACAAGGAAAUACCAUAACCUGAACCCUCUUACAACUAUUGUUACUAAUGCUAACAUCAGUGUUUUAUUUUCACCUAAUGGUGUGCCUUUUAUGGUUUUAUCUAGUGCACAAUAUUUUUUCAUUUCCAGUCAAUAGAUUUUUUUAAAUGUUUACACUACAAUAGUGUCUUCUUGGGUUUGACCCUUGUUGAUUUUUAUACUAGAUAAUACUAAAAAAAAUAAAGUUAUCCUUUUUCUGGAGGGUUUUGAGCAGGGUUGGAGUCCAUUCGAUUUCAUUUCAGUAUGUUCGUUUAAUUCCUGAAUUCAAUUAAUUGAAUUGGAAUUGAACCCAACCCUGGAUUUGUGUUUUUUUUAACUGCACUUUUGUGGUUUUGUCCUUACGUCAAACUUUUGUGGGAAGGAUAAUAAAACUACUGCAUUUUACAAUAUAUGCCAUUAAAUGCCUUUAUAGAUGUAAAUGUUUUGCAAUUGACACUAAUAAUAGUAAGUGUAAAAUGCA
This is a messenger RNA of Oncorhynchus keta (chum salmon), 1454 nucleotides long. Its product is annotated as phosphoserine phosphatase-like. Gene Ontology annotation, molecular function: L-phosphoserine phosphatase activity; magnesium ion binding. Gene Ontology annotation, biological process: dephosphorylation; L-serine biosynthetic process. The coding region runs from base 274 to 954 and encodes 226 amino acids. The transcript is spliced from 6 exons. The record is from RefSeq and is a predicted model, not a curated record. NCBI's taxonomy places the organism in Eukaryota, Metazoa, Chordata, Actinopteri, Salmoniformes, Salmonidae. Gene Ontology annotation, cellular component: cytoplasm.